Pocillopora meandrina is the source of this 366-nucleotide messenger RNA. The record is from the annotation of a GenBank genome assembly. Lineage: Eukaryota; Metazoa; Cnidaria; Anthozoa; Scleractinia; Pocilloporidae.
AUGGAAGAUCAAAUCGUUACAAAUCAGCUCUCGAUUCAGGAGAUAGCAGUCACAGGAAAGUCGUGCGAAGAACACCGAGUUGACGACGCGCAAAGAGACGAUAACAUUCCACUAAGUACAUCUCCAUCGAGAAAACCUCUUGGAAACGAACAGUGGGUCUCCCAAGCGGCAGAGGUACCGUGGUCCCGCUCAGAUUUCAUAAGAAUUUAUAAUGAAUGUUCGGAAUUGGAAUCGCCGCUAAAGGGGACACCCUGGGAAGAUGCCGGAUGGAACCCUAUUGCAUCAAGAAGAAAUCGAAAACCAAGGCGCGAGAAAAGUAAACAAGAAGAAGAAUGCGUUGCAUUUUGGUUGAAAUUUUUUGGCUAA